Messenger RNA from Orbilia oligospora ATCC 24927, 6840 nucleotides. RefSeq lists its product as uncharacterized. The coding region runs from base 1 to 6840 and encodes 2279 amino acids. The transcript has 3 exons. The record is from RefSeq and is a predicted model, not a curated record. Lineage: Eukaryota; Fungi; Ascomycota; Orbiliomycetes; Orbiliales; Orbiliaceae.
AUGAUAGAUUACGACGACGAAGCGCUAUUUGCGGAAAUAGCUAGACAACAAUCCAUGGGAAACUUGCAUUUGUCAGAAAGUUUUCUCAACAGUAUCUCGACUUCACGAUCAUCACCUCAUGGGUAUCAAUCUGGACACCCCUCAUCUGAUUCAAACAAUCCCUCUCUCAAUCCUUUCACUACUGGUAAUGGUUCUAGGUCGACCCCUGUAAUUCGACCUAAUUUCUUAGGUAACCCAUCGGGCAUGUCUUCGAGAAAUUAUCCGCCGAGGAUUAACCGUCCUUGUGAUGAUCUAAUGGAGUAUCUUCGUCAUGAACACUUGGAUACGGAUCGUCAAAGGCCGGGUAGAAAUCGAGGCAAUCGAAACGCGUCAACUACUAAGAGUCCGUCGGCCACGACGGAUUCAUCUACUUCUAACACUCCACUGGCUACUACUAUGGACCCAACUACUACUGAUCAAUCACCCCCACCCAACAACCCAUCUAUUGCUAAGGAUUCAUCAACAAAUAUGAAUCCAUUUUCACCACGAAAAACGUCUCCCGUUCUUGGGGAGGCUAAGGCUAGAUAUCGUGGCGUCUCGGAAGGCCCUCGAUUGCCCUCGUUGGAGGGAGUUCCGGACUGGUACAUCGAUGCUCACAAGGAGUUUAAGGUUAAGCAUCCUUACGACUUCACACAUUUCGUCGAAGGGUACCGAUUCUACGCUGAAGGGCCUCCAGUCGAGGCCAAUGAAGAACAAUAUCAAGAGGAGUCUUCUGCUCAACCCGAACAUUCUUAUCCUGUUUCUCCACCAUAUCGAUCGACUACUCCUAUGCCUCCCAUUGCUCCUCUCAAUCACCCUGCCGUCGAUCCUCAUCUUCCACAUUUCACCCCACCGAGUUAUGGCCGAUAUCGCUAUAGCGAAGCGGUAUCUGCAGAUACCUUCCAUAUCUCCGAGAAGAUUGAAAAAGUCCGACAAUACGAGUUAGCUGUUCAGGAAACUGGCGGAGCUCCGACUUCUGGAAGUUCAUAUGUUAAUCGACUUUCGAAGUCGGUUAAGUAUUCUGUUCUUUCGGAUGAAUAUCCUACUGACUUACUUGAUAUGUACGAAGACGAAGAAGAGGAUGAGCCGCAGUUGGCCUGUGAGGAUUCUCAUGAUAAAGAAACUAUUCCUGAAAUCCGUGUUGAACAGCCCGAGGAAUCGAGUGAUUCUGACGACGAUCUCUACUCUGCUCCUGUUCAGAUCAAGGAGCCAAACAAGCUGACUGUUCCUUUUGAGGAGAUCCCCGAUAUUUCUGAUUUGAUCCGCCAGGCUUUGAAAGACGAGGAAGAUUCGCGCUCUGUAGGCGAAAAGUCGGAUGGCAGUGCUAAGGGCUACGGCGACUUUUUGGACUACUAUUCGCGAACAAGCGGCGCAAGUGCCUCUCAUGAAGGAGAGGAGCUAGACAAUAUCUCCAUUGCCGAUUCUACAGACAGUCAUCAACGCUCUUCUUAUCACGGCAAGGACCAGAAACAUUACGUUCCGGUUCUGACCCCUCUCUACGAAGAGCAAAGUCGUACACAAAUCAAAACCCCAUUCGUUGAGUAUAAAGGAGAACAGGAGUUUCUCAUGCCAUCUCACCCACUCGAUGAGAGCAUCAAUGUCAUCCAGGAUGUUCAAGAAACCGCGACCGUAACUUCAGUUGAAACCGAGACUAAUGUUCAAGACGCCAAUACCAAUACUAACGAGGAAAAACGAGUUCCCAUGAAACCUCGCCCAGCUUACGUCGAACAUGGUCCCGAUGAAUACGCUGGCCGCCAUCGCUCAAUCUGUGACGGCACCAACUUCUGGCGCGAUGACUUCUCCCAAGAAAACGGAAUCAAAGACCGCGUUAUCAUCGAAAAACCGGUCACAAUCGAAAAACCCGCUCCGACGCCAGCUCCUGCCGUUCCUUCUAACAGUCGCGUUCCAAAACCGGCUUCAAUCGUUGGAUCUGAUAGCCCACCACACGAGAUCAAAGACACCAACAGUCUUCGCCAUCCAACGAUUAUUCAUGUCGAACCAACAAGUCCCACACCACCUCCCGUUCCUCCUAAGGAUUCUAUUACUCCUGAAUUCCCACCUACUCCCCCGCCUAAGACGGCUGAAAAUGCUUAUUAUCCUUCUACGCCUAUUUAUGGCCCAGCGCCUCAUCCUUCCAUGGCCGACAUAGGACACGGCAUGCGCAUUGAAGAAGAGGAUCUUUACAACACCACAAUCCAAUAUAAGGAUAAUUUUGAUACGCCGCCACAAUCUACUGUUCCAAUUAAGGCAAUGAAACGUCUCGGUAUUGAAAUGAGCGAUAUUCGAAAAACUAGCAGUUUUGAAAGCGGCGCUUUUAUACCAUUCGUACCUUACGCUGGCAGCAAAUUGGAGAAAGAGGUUAACCACACUGCAAACCGUAACGGCAAACUCGACCAAGAUCCUUCAAAAUCAUCCAAAUCACUUCUCGGUUUCCGUGGCGGGGUUAGCAAUCUUUUCCGCAAACGCGAUAAGACAGCUGGACCAAGUAAACUCAACACCGAAGUUCCUCAAGCCGACAAGCGAACUUCUGUCGAAAUUGGCGGCACAUCAUCUCCUGAUUCUCCACGUCCUGGUUUGUUCAAACGCCUUUUCAACAACAAGCGUCAAAGUGAUGCUCCUUCGACUGCACCUAGUAUCGAGUCGUAUGGCGGAUCUCACAAGAAUCAUGAAAGUUGGGACUCUAGUCGAGCUAGUGGUGACACGGGUCUCACGAGUAAUGAUGACACUUUCAUGUCAUAUAGUCCGCAUCAUAGUGUUCCUGAUACCGGAAAGGCUUCGACUGAAAAUACCUUGUCUCCAGCGGAUUAUAUCGACAACCGCAUCAACCCUAACUUUAAUGUCAAGUUGAACGACAAGCCGCUUAAGACCAAGCGAUCUCUUUUCUUUGGUCGGGAUAAAUCUGGAGAACUAGAACCCGUCAUCCCCGAUGUUAACAUUCAUGCUCCUAAGGAAGAAAAGAGAGGUAGUGUCUUUGGUUUCUUCCAAAAGGAAAAGGCACCACGGGAUAUCAGCUCGCCAGUUGAGGAGAUCAAGAAGAAAACUUCCGAAGAGAUCAAAAAGGAGAUCCUUGAACAAGCAGAAUUCGAACGAAGUGGUGAAUUUGCUCGACAGCAGCAAAAAGUCUUCGAGGAAAAACAGAAGGCAAAGAUGGUGCCAGGCAAAAAGGGUUACUUUAACAGAAAGGGCGAGUACUUCAGGGCUAAGAACCCUCUUGAACUCGAACUUUGUGACUCCGAAUGUUCCGAACCCCAAUCCUUCUCUGAAGUCAAGGCGAAAUUCGAACAAGAAGAACAACAAGAACAAGAAGCCAAGGCUAAAGAAGCCGCAAGACCCAAGAGAUGGACACCAGAGCAAUAUGUAACUCCUUUGAACCCCGACGACUACGUUCCACAGCCUGAACCCGCUUUUGGAGAUCAUGAUAUUCACGCGCCAAUUGUCGAAGAACCAGAAACUAUUGCUUCCGAAUCACUAUUCACCUCCCACGAGAGCGUUACCGUCAAAUCUCCCGUCCAACCAGGAUUCUCUCCAAAGAACGAACCUCCUAGUCACUGGUCAGAUGAUUCAGAUAUGGAAGAUAACGAAGGCUCACAGCCACCUACUCCUUCUAAUCCAUCCUUUGGACGCUCGGGAAAGACCCACAAGCGCAGUGGUUCUGGAUCUAGCAACCUCGGAUCUGGUCCUAUGUUCAUGAAGAAGGCAGUCCGAAAAUUCAAGGCAAAUAGAAAAUCCGCUGAAGUUCGCACAUCUCCAUCCAUGAUAUCAAAGGGAAAUAGAGAAUCCAUGGCAUCAAAGGGAAAUAGAGAAUCCAUGGCAUCAAAGGGAAAUAGAGAAUCCAUGGCAUCAAAGGGAAAUAGAGAUUCCGUUAUCAGCCAAAAUUCCAAUGGGUCAAGUCGUAACACAACAAUUUCCACCUCGGUUCCACCUGUUCCAGCACCUCCAGUUCCAACCCGUGGUUCGACCGAUGCCGGCGUUAGACCUGAAGCUAGAGCUUCCAGAAUCCCCGUCCCUAAGGUUUCAGUUUCUUCACCAUCAUCUAGGCUUACUACUGGUACAUAUCACGACCAAAACGAAAAUGUUGUCCACCACUUCGGUGGUACUAUUCCAGAACGCAGCGGAAGCAGUCUUGGACAUCGCGGAGACCGCACUAGCAUGCCUGCCAACCUCCCGGAGCGGUCUAAGAGCAGUUUAGGCCACAAUGUUGGAAGUGAGAAGUUUGUCAGGGAUGGAAUCAGGUGCACAGCGGAUAUUACACCACAAGAUGUGAAAGCAUGGAAUCUGAAGAAAGAUGCUUUGGAUAAAGCAAACCUAGAGGAAGAGCAGCGCAAGAAGCGAAAGGAGGAAUUCAGAAUCAAGGAAGCUGAGGCAAAACUCAAGCGAGAAAAGGUAGCUGCCAAAGCUGACUACCGUCUCGAAAAGGAGAGGAAGAGGCAAGAUGCUGCUACGGAGAAGUCGAAGUUCAGAAUCGGAUUGGCUACAAGACUUGCGGAUAGAUUGGUUCAACGAGAGACCAAUAGUUUGAAGGGUAAAGGUGUGCUCGUUCCUGCUGGUGAAAUCGAUGAGAAUAACCUCUGCCCAUGUUCUUCAGAGCACGAAGCUCUAGAGAAGCGCCCUCCUCCCAACGAACCAUGGAAUUACCCUCAACACUCCCGUCAAGCACCAUGGCUAAAGAAAAAUCGACCAUGGUUGCAACAAGAUCAACCGCAAGAACAGCAAACGACAAAACCAACAUUGCCAAACAAUGGAGCUACCGACUUCAAGUACUGUCGUACCCGCGCCACAUUCGGUUGUGGCCCAGAUGACCCGCCUCUCGCAAUAAAAGUUACGGUACCCGACGAAGAAACGCCUGUCUGGAAUGUCCCAGAGUGGGUUAUGGAAAGCAAAGGACCGGAAUGGGUUUAUCAAUGGCAACACCAAGGAAUCUAUCCCGAGAAUCCCUUCUACCCGCCAGCUGUCAAACGCAAUGAGGACGGCCUCUUUGAUAGUCCUUUAUUCAGAUGCCUCCUCGACCUUGGAGACUUCAAUGGAGUAAUGUAUUGGCUUUUCCAACAACUUAGACACGAAAUCGACAAAACUGAAUACAAUCUGCGUGCUCGUGGCGCCAUUGCACACAUCAGGCUACGAGAAUAUGAAGAUUUUGUCCUCAAGGUUGAAGGGAAACACGAUCGCGAAAGAUAUCGCCGCGACUAUAUCAAGAAGAAUAAGCUUAAAGAUCCUUCUUUCAAUCCUCUUGAAGACCUGAACGACAAGGAACGCCAGCGAGAGCUCAAAUACGCGGCUCAACAAGUAGCAGGUCGCAAAGCAAAACUUCUGAAGCUUCUUGGACAUGAGGCAUCUACUGGAGGUGUUCUCCGUGAAGAUGCUCUUCGUCGAGAUAUACUUACCCAAAGGCACUUCGAGCGACAAUUUGAGCAGUACAAAAUGGAAGAGUUUUCCAAGCAAAUCGCGGAGUGGAUGACAAGUGACGCUCUAAAAUCCAAGUACAUGGCGGAAGAAGAUGAAAGGAUCAAGAGGCAAGCAACCCGAACACACAAGGACACCAUACUUGUUGCUUACCGGGAUUUCCUUGGACUUGUUUUCCCUCCCGAGUGGCUUCAAUACAGCGACAUAGACCUGAGGGUUGAUCCAGCUGAGGUUAGAGAGCUGGGGAUGUAUACUGCUGAAAUUCGGGCUCGAAAGCGCGCGGUCAUAGAAGCAGGUGAAAACGUCGAAUACAACCUGGAGCAAAUUAACAACGAAGACCCUCAGCGAAGCUUCUGGUUUGAAGUCGAGUCUAUCUAUCGCCACAAUAUGGCCAACCAUCUCGGGAUGGCUGCCGAAGAACUUGGGCAACAAAUGCACGAACGGCUCAAGCUUCCAGAGGGACCUAACAGAUAUAACCCCCAGUUUUGGAAUAGUAUCUUCGACCCGGCCGGGGAUGACUGGCCUAAAGAAAAAGCCGCCUUAUACAACUUCAAUACUCUCGAGACCGAGAAAUUGGUUACAGAAUGCAAGGACCACCACAUUGAGGUCCAAAAGCUUGAAGAAGGCAUCCGCCAGUUAUUGAAAAUCGAGGCUUUCUCUGAUGCAUCUCGUGCCUUCAUGGCCGACACGAUUCGAUCGCAAAUGGCCGGUCUUCAGAAAGAAUGGAAGACCAAAAGAUCGCUCAUCAUGGAGCUCGGGUUCAGGGAGUGGCAACGAAACUACGAUCCCAAAUACCAGCCCACCGAGCCCAGCGACUCGGACGUGGACGAUUACGAAGUGGAGCUAGACAUCGCUAGGAUGCGGAUGCUCCAACAAGCCCUCGAAAUGGAGGGCGAUUAUUACGACGACGACGGGUGGCUGAUGACCAAGGCGGAAAGCGCAGCUUUCGCCGAGGCAGAUAUCUCGGCCCACCCAGACUCACCAGCUCCCGGCCUUGGAGCUUCAUUCCGUCAAGGCCUAGCAGACUCAGAGUCGCUUCUCGGAGGCGCCCCUUCGGGGCAAAGAAGAAAGAUGCGAACUUCGGUUCGCGAAUCUUUCGGUCGACCAUACGGUCGACCAAACAAGCCAAAUAGCAAGCCCCGAAGCAAGCAACAGAGCAGGCCGAAAAAUUUCGGCCUGGGGCUCUUCGACGACGAGAAAAGUGCCGCCACGGGCGGCUCGACUGGAAACUCGGCCGCGCGCCGACAGCAAAGCGGGCCACAGCCCCAGCCGUUUCCACCCAGCGGUCCGGCGGGACGUCAACGCCUGACCGCUGGGGGAAGGACGGCUGGGCGAGGUUCUAUGAACCUCGACCUGUGGCCCGACUUUAGCGAGGUGCUGCGGCCGGAGGGGGAGGGGGAGGUCCAAGAGGACCUCGAGUGA